Molecule: messenger RNA, 1089 nt
Organism: Drosophila albomicans
Lineage: Eukaryota; Metazoa; Arthropoda; Insecta; Diptera; Drosophilidae
Gene: Sirt6
Product: NAD-dependent protein deacetylase Sirt6
Exons: 5
Coding region: 76-1089 (337 amino acids)
Molecular function (GO): NAD+ binding
Source: RefSeq, a predicted model, not a curated record
AUAGUUAGCUACUGCUCAAAUGUAAACAAUUAUAUUUGUAAACAACGUUUUUGCCUACACUAUUAAUAUUAAAAAAUGAGUUGCAAUUAUGCAGAAGGCCUGUCUGAAUAUGAGAAUAAAGGAAUACUUGGCAUUGCAGAAAAUUUUGACACCGAAGAAGUUGUUCACCAAAAGUGUAAGGAGUUGGCCAAUUUAAUUAAAGAGUCGAAGCAUGUUGUAAUACACACAGGCGCAGGUUUAAGCACAUCCGCCGGUAUUCCUGAUUUUCGAGGACCAAAUGGCGUCUGGACACUCGAGAAAAAAGGUGAAAAACCGACAUUUAACACAUCAUUUGACGAUGCGAAGCCCACCAAGUCUCACAUGGCUCUGCGGUCGUUAGUUGAGCAUGGUUAUAUUCAAUAUAUAAUUUCACAAAACAUUGAUGGUCUGCAUCUAAAAUCUGGACUAGAUAGAAAACACUUGGCUGAGUUGCAUGGCAAUAUGUUCAUCGACCAGUGUCAAAAGUGUCGUCGACAGUUCGUUCGAUCGACGGCUGUGGAGACGGUAGGUCAAAAGCCAUCGGGAAUUCCCUGCAAAUCGAAUAGUUUUGGUAAUAGCCGCAGUUGUCGCGGAGGCGUUUUGCACGAUACUGUUUUAGAUUGGGAAGACGACCUGCCCGAGCGUGAUUUAGAUAUGGCCUUCAUGCAUUCCACUUUGUCGGACUUAAACAUUACCCUGGGAACUACUCUUCAAAUUGUGCCAAGUGGUAAUUUACCUCUUAAAAAUCUCAAGCAAGGCGGAAAGCUGGUUAUUUGCAACCUUCAACCAACGAAACAUGACAAGAAAGCAACUCUUGUUAUUUCGAGUUACAUUGACGAGAUAUUGACUAAAGUUUGCAAACGUCUAGGUAUUGAAAUUCCAGAAUACUCCGUAGAAGUAGAUCCCACGAAAAAAUCAAAUAUUUCGGAAUGGACUCUUCCCCAAAAAAAUGUUAAAGAAUUGGAUAAGCAAUUCAAGCAGUAUCAAAAAAUGACAGCAAAAAAACAAAAAGGUUUCACGAAGUUUUUAACAGAUGAUAAAAAUAUAAAAAAACCAAAAAGAAGCGAAUAA